GGACCAGCAGGACCAGCAGCAGCAGCAGCAACAGCAGCAGCAGCAACAGCAGCAGCAGCAACAGCAGCAGCAGCAGCAAUGGAGGAGGACGGCGUUGCAGAUUUAUCAACAGCUCCUCCUUUGCCAGAUGGACCUUCAGGGGGGCCCCCUAUUAAGAGAGGGUAUGGGGGCCCCCCGCGUCGAGGGUACAGGGGAGGGGGCCCCCGGGGGGAAGGGGGCCCCCCUCGUGUGUCUGUCUUUGAUAGUUUAAGACGACGUAUUGUUACUCUUGGAGAUGAUGUUUGUCUGAUCCCUACUCAGAUAUUGAAUCUUUCACAAAGUAUAGCAGAGGCAGUGCUAAGAGCCAGGGAAGAAGCUGCAGCAGCAGCAGCAACAGCAGCAGCAACAGCAGCAACAACGCAGCAACAGGAUGCAGCAGCAGAUGCAGAUGCAGCAGCUACAGCAGAUGGAGCAGCAGCAGAUACAGAUGCUCAGCCCGUAGAUAUAGACUCGGUGGACACACCUCAGCCAGCUGAAGGAGACGACAAAGAAGAAAACGCAAUAAUAAACAAAAACAAACAAUUACCAGUCAAUUUAGAGAAGGCACUCAUAGACAUCAUCGUCUCUUGUGCAGCCAAACUGCCUGUAAAAACAGGGAUGUACGCAGCUUGCGUGGGGCUGUUGUAUAGAAAGAGCUGCUUAAGACAUUUUGUAGACUGCUUAGUUAGCGAAACAAGAAAGAGGCUUCUAUUAUCUUUAUCUCAGGGGCAGCUAAUGCAAACGAAACUCCUGCUUCGAUUUCUAUUCGGGCUAGCCAGCAGCCACGUCUUACAACUCGGCCCAGUGAUAGCGGUUGUUAGGAGUCUGCUGCAAGCGGCUAAUGAUCUUCCCCAGACAACGGCGGAGCACAGUUCUUUGCCUUGGUUAAGCGUAAAGAUGUAUGAAGCACAUCACGCUUCUCUGGUGGAGGUCUUCGACUGCCCCAACACAAACCCUGAUAAAGAUACUACUUUAUUGCUGGCGGCCUGCCAGCCAUUUACAGGACCCUUUGCAUCAGGGGCCCCCGCAGAAGGGGGGGCCCCGGGGGCCCCCCCCUCUUCGGGGGCCCCUGAUGCAUCUGAUAGACAAGGAGAAACGCAAGAUUCAAAGACAUCCUCUACUCUCACCACCACCGAUCGAUUGGCGGCUCUUCUAGAUGCAAUUGACUCGAUGAUUGAUGCGGAGUGGCAUUCGCGUACUACUUUGCGUUUCUAUCAGUCGAGCGACUUAGUUUCUCUCUUGUCUCCUGCUUCUGGGGAGGGGCCCCCUCUUCUUUCUUUACCACCGCUUGACUUGCAAACCCUAAACCUCGCGGCUCUUCAUAUGCCUCCUCUGGAGAGCGUCCUAAGGCUGCCUGCUACUCUAGAGCACGUCAACGUACCCCUCCCCCCCCAUGACCAGUGGAUAUUGGAGGAUUAUAUCCUGACGACUCUGCGGAAUUUCUUGCCUAAUAUUUCGCUCUGUGCUGAACAACUCCUCCGCGUGCCGGUAGAUCACCCGCAGUUUGAUUAUGUGCUUGUUGAGUGUCUCUUCAGCGAAAUGCUGCGCCUCCCCCGUUUUGUGAUUAUAAAGGAGGCCUCCAACGCACCUUUUACCUAUGCACGGUUGCUGCAUCGUCUCUGCCAACUUCAGAAUUCUUUAAAUUCUGUUGUUGAGGCUCUUCUCGCCAGUCUCCUUCGCCGCUCCUUUGAUAUUGAUCAUCAAACCCUUCUCACACUGUCGGACUUCUUUGGGUAUUGGCUUAACGUGUGGGGGGCCCCCAGCAACUUGUUAGAAGAGGUUUGGGGCUUGGGCUUAAGGGCCCUAUCUAUCCCUGACUGCGUAAAGGAUCUCCUGCCUCCUCGCGUUGUCCCUCAGAACCCUUACUUGUGUCUGACUCCAGCUCCUCCUGGGGGGUCUAAAGGAGACAGCACCCUUGGGGCCCCCAACGGUGAAAAGGGGGGCCCCUCAGAGGAGGGGGGCCCCUCUGAGGAGGGGGGCCCCUCUGGGGGGCCCCCAGCCCUCCCUGUGGGUGUUGCAGAGUUUUCUCUGCUGCGGCAGAUGCUGCGGUUCUCGUUUAAAGAUGAUGAAGAAAAAGCUGAGAACGUCGUUGGGGUGUACAGACUCCUAAUGGCCAUCACUGGGAGACACAAGAGCAAGGGCUCUCUACCUCCCCCAAAUUCAAAUAAACAAAACCCUGAAAAGGAGACAAAUCAUUCCUCAGGCACUGAGGACGCCAUGGACACCGACGGAGCGCCAGCAGCAGCAGCACCCGAGGCAGCAGCAGAAGCAGCAGCAGAUUCAACCGACGCGCCUACUGCAUCGGAAGCAGCAGCAGUUGCAGCAGACAGCGAGCCUGCUGCAGGAGAAGCAGCAGCCGAGCCAGCAGCAGCAACAGAAGCAGCAGCCGAGCCAGCAGAAGCUGCAGCAGCGGCAGCAGCAAGGGACGAGUCUAUAGAGGAGGACAAUGAGGGAGAAGGAAGACAGGGGGCAGUUGCUGCUUUGCAUGCACUCGAACAAUGCAGCACAGACACAGAGGGGGCCCCCUGGUCUCCAGAUGAUAUAAUAAAAUUGUUUGUUUUUUGUCUCCUUUCUUUGGGGAGUAAAACCCAAACACAUCUUCAUCGGGCCCUCUCAAAUUAUGCGCAGGCAUUCACAUUCUAUGCAGCGCAAUCUGAGCAGACACCCGAAGAGCAGCAGCAGCAGCAGCAGCAGCAGCUGGUGCAGCAGGUCGAUAUACACCCCGCCGUGUUGCAGGCUAUUCAAAAGUACUGGACCACCUCGCAGCAAAGGACUGCCUUGACGUUGCACGCCUUCCUCAAAGUUGGUAUUUUAAAACGCGGAAGGGUUUUGCAGCUGCUUUGCUCAGCAGACCCAGAGGAGCGAGAUUCCUGGAGCUAUCUCGAGUAUAUUGAGACGGUCUUCAGGGGAGCGGUGGACGAGUGCGAAACUGCGAGAGAAGCCGCAGCAGAAAGCGGAGCAGCAAUGCCACGGGGUACAGAGGCAGAAGAGGUGGGGGAGAAAGAGGAGAAAGAUUCUCGCGUCGAGAAUCUUCUAACAGUCAUUGAGCAGGUGCAGCGGCAUUACUUUUGGCGCAGCUUUCCAGGCGCUGAGAGUUGA
Molecule: messenger RNA, 3117 nt
Organism: Eimeria acervulina
Lineage: Eukaryota; Apicomplexa; Conoidasida; Eucoccidiorida; Eimeriidae
Product: nuclear cap binding protein, putative
Exons: 15
Biological process (GO): nuclear-transcribed mRNA catabolic process, nonsense-mediated decay; mRNA export from nucleus
Cellular component (GO): nucleus; nuclear cap binding complex
Molecular function (GO): RNA cap binding; mRNA binding
Source: RefSeq, a predicted model, not a curated record